Molecule: messenger RNA, 6072 nt
Organism: Macaca mulatta (Rhesus monkey)
Lineage: Eukaryota; Metazoa; Chordata; Mammalia; Primates; Cercopithecidae
Gene: RASL10B
Product: RAS like family 10 member B
Molecular function (GO): GTP binding; GTPase activity
Source: RefSeq, a predicted model, not a curated record
GCGGGGCCGCCACGUGAGAGCUGGAGCCGGGGGUGGGGGUGCCUGCAAGGUGCUGGAGGCGGAGAGCAAGCUGGGCUUCUACAUCCCCCCCAAACUCCUACCAAUCAGGUCAUGGGGAGCGCAGCAUCCUCUGUCGCCCCCUAACCCACCCCCAGGCGAACGUGGUUGGAACAAACAGCUGGCAGACUUGUGACCCGGCCCUCUGGAUCCGCGAAGCCCCCGCUGUCAGUCUUGGGCAGCGACCCAGGUGUCCAGGCGCAGGGAAGGGGACGGAACUAGGCUUUGCCCCCUCUGUGUGUCUCUGGUCUCUUGCCUCUCUUGCCGGGCGGUCUCUUGCCGGGCGCUGUCUGCAGACUCACUGCAGAGAGCAGGCCUUGGGGAGAAAGCGCUCAGGGGCCUGGGCCCUGCUUCUUGGGACAGCCCCCUCCCUUCCGCACCCAGCCAAGGGUGUUGGAUUAAUAUACUCUUAGAUCCAGGACCUCUGCCUGGAAAGAAGGAAGGGGCACCGAUCGCUUCUGAGUUGGGGACAGGGCCACACUUGGGCCUGGUGAGUUCCAGGAGGCUGGCCCCAGCCUAGGGGCCUCCUGCGCCCCUUCCCUAGCUCCUGGGCAGUGCCCCUCUUGCAUUUCCCUGCCACUCCCCAGAAAGGGCUGGUUUCUGGGCAGGGAGUGUGGUGUCCGGGACAGUCUGCAGGUAGGAUGCAUCCUGGAAACCUUUGAGCUGCCACACCCAGAGAGAGGCCAGGACUCCUCUUGGCAUUCCUUGCCCUCUCUUCCUCCCCUAGGACUCCCCACUCCCCACCUGCCUGUGCUGGUUAUGUAAUUAACCCAGCUGAGUCUCUCUGCCAUGCUGGUGGUGUCCAGGGAUGCCUAAGGGGCUUCGGACCCGGAGGGACAUAUAGGAAGGAGGGAUAGGUACUUCCCCCUAGUUGGGAGCCCAUGUAAGUGUAUAAACACCUGUUGGAGAAGGGACACUGCAUGGGGCAGGAAGGAGUUUAGGGUCCUAAUCUUAGUUAACAACUGACUGGCUAUGAGGUCUUCACUUCCCUAAGUCACUCGGUUUGUUUUGGAGUGUGUUUGUUUUUUAAAUCUUCAAUAAAAUGAGAAGAAUCUCUCACACACACACUGCAUGCAUGUGAGCUCAUGCAACAGUAGAUAGCAAGCCCUCCUGGGAUUGCUAGGAGGUGCCAUUGCUAAAUUUGUGGGGAACUCAGAUGAAUGAAGGACCCCUGCCCAUAGCAGUGAUCACUGUUUAUUGAACACCUAUGCUGGCCGAGGCCCUGGGCUUUACAUGCACACAUCAUAACACUCUGUUAAGUUUCUUGCCCAAGGUUACACUUCAGGUGAAUGGCAGAGCUAGGAAUCAAGCCCUAGUUGUUCUCACUCCACAUCCUGACCUUUAUUUUCUAUGCUGUGUGCGCACAUACCCUGUGGAGUGAGUCCUCUGAACCAGGACAACCUGGGGGACAUUCAGCUACGGAUUGUGCAUGUGUGGAAAGGACAUGCAUCCACAGAAAAGUACGCACCCAUGAGGAAAAGCAUGGCCUUGCCAGAAUCCAUCGAAUCCACCUGCCCUGGACCCAGUUAGCAAGUGCUGAUGUCACCCUCCUGGGAAUCCAGACAGGAGGUCUCAGGCAUGUAACAGCCUCUUUGGUCACUAUCACCAACAAAAGAAGAAAGGUUCCUUUUCCUGGCUAAGAGAUUUACGUGGAUUUUCUCAGAAAUAGGGGCUGUUUACCUCAUUGUACCUAUGUGCAGAAGCAUGGCUCCAGUUGAGAAGGUGAUUUGCCCACUGCCAUGCAGCAAGGACACACCAGAGCUGAGAGUUAUACCCAGGCCCUAAAGUCACUGAAACUGAGCAGGCAAGGAGCUAAUGAAUUCAUAUCAAGGCCAACCUCCAGCAGCCCUUUUCUGGGCACCUAAUAUGUGCCAGGCCCUCUGGGCUCUAGGGGAUGCCAGAGAAUGAGACCCAGACCUUGGCCUGUAUGCAUUCAUCGAUUAGAAACACUGAACUUGGCCGGGCGCGGUGGCUCGUGUCUGUAAUCCCAGCACUUUGGGAGGCCGAGGUAGGUAGAUCACCUGAGGUCAGGAGUUCGAGGCCAACAUGGAGAAACCCCAUCUCUACUAAAAAUACCAAAAUUAUCCAGGUAUGGUGGCAGAUGCCUGUAAUCCCAGCUACUUGGGAGGCUGAGGCAGGAAAAUGGCUUGAACCCGGGAGGUGAAGGCUGCAGUGAGCCGAGAUCAUGCCACUGUACUCCAGCCUGGGUGACAGAGUGAGACUCUGUCUGGAAAAAAAAAAAAAAAAAGAAUCACUGAACUUGAAAGUUGGAAGAAGUACUGCGACAUCAUAGAAAGGAGUAGCUGCCCUUCGGGUUGUGAUUGGACACGCUUCUUACUGCUUCUAAGCUUGUCUCUAAAGUGGGAAUAACAGUACCUAUCCCUCAGAGAUGUCGUACUGACCAAGGAUACCCAUAUGGGCAUGCCAGCAGAGUAAGUGCUCAGCAGUGUUGCACCCCAGAGGCAACGUGGUCAUCUAGUGCAGAAUUCUCAACUAGCAGCAUUUGGAAAUGGGGGGAGGGGGAGUUUUUGGUCAUCGUGGUGUCUGGAGGCUGCUGCUGGCAGCUACCUCUUGGGAGCCAUGGAAAGCAAAUGUCCUGCGAUGUGUGGGCAGUCCUGCACAAUCGAGUUCUCUCCCCACAAAACGUCAGGAGUGCCGGCACUGAGACACACCUGCCCAGUCCCAGCCACUCAGGAGGACACAGACUCAGAGGUGUUGCCGUCUUAUCCCAGGCUCUGUGGGGAAGCUGGGAUCAAACCAAGUCCAGUGCCCUUCCCACUCUGCUCUGCAGCCUGUUUUGGUUGGAGUUGGACCUGGAGAAAAGUCAGGUCAUAAGUCAAGAAAGAUUGGGUCCUACUACUGGAAUGCAGGGAAAAAUGGAGGAGGGAUGGAGAGGUUUUGGAUAGGUGGCCACCGGGGUUUUGGGAAAGGGAAGGCAUUCCAAGUGGCAGUAACAGCUUGAGCAAAGUCCCAAACGUGGAAAAGUGCAGGACAUGUCCAGGGAUAAGCUGGUGCACUAAGCCCACCUCUUGUCCCCACAGUCCAGGUGGAGGCCGCAGAGGGCCCAGGGCAAGCAGAGGCAGCAAUGGUUGGUCCUGACGGUGGCUGAGCCCCCAGCCCCUGGAAUAUGCAGCCCGGGGGAGCCCCAGACAGCGGCAAGGACGAGGUGGCGGAGUGGGGCGGGAGGCAUGGUCUCCACCUACCGGGUGGCCGUGCUGGGGGCGCGAGGUGUGGGCAAGAGUGCCAUCGUGCGCCAGUUCCUGUACAACGAGUUCAGCGAGGUCUGCGUGCCCACCACCGCCCGCCGCCUCUACCUGCCUGCUGUCGUCAUGAACGGCCACGUGCACGACCUCCAGAUCCUCGACUUUCCGCCCAUCAGCGCCUUCCCUGUCAAUACGCUCCAGGAGUGGGCAGACGCCUGCUGCAGGGGACUCCGGAGCGUCCAUGCCUACAUCCUGGUCUACGACAUCUGCUGCUUUGACAGCUUUGAGUACGUCAAGACCAUCCGCCAGCAGAUCCUGGAGACGAGGGUGAUCGGCACCUCAGAGACGCCCAUCAUCAUCGUGGGCAACAAGCGGGACCUGCAGCGUGGACGCGUGAUCCCGCGCUGGAACGUGUCGCACCUGGUGCGCAAGACGUGGAAGUGCGGCUACGUGGAAUGCUCGGCCAAGUACAACUGGCACAUCCUGCUGCUCUUUAGCGAGCUGCUCAAGAGCGUCGGCUGCGCCCGGUGCAAGCACGUGCACGCUGCCCUGCGCUUCCAGGGCGCGCUGCGCCGAAACCGCUGCGCCAUCAUGUGACACCUGCGCGCCCCGCGGGCUGCACCGGCACUGGCCGGGCGGAGGGUGGGGCUGUACUGCGGGGCUGGGGCGGGGAGCGGGCGGGAAAUGGAACUGUGACGGUCCCGGCCUGAGGCCCCUGCAGCCACGCAUCUCCCGGUGAGAAGCAAAGCGCGAGAGGGAGCCCCCAGUAACUGCUAAGCCCUGCCCCUUGCCCCCGUGGCUUCCUGGGACAGCCGUCUUCAGUGCUGUAUUUAGUGCAGUGCCCGGCCCGACCCGCGGGGGUGCCACAGCCUUUUGGGAUGGGGGUGAGCGUGCAAUGGAGGGUGGGGGUGGUGAGGUGCCGCCUUGGCCGGGCCCCCACCUGUCUUUUCCAGAAUGUGUCUGUCUUUGCCGGGUGUCUUCCUUUCCCAUGUCCGCCCACCCAAGCGUCUGUUGGUCCUUACCUGUCUCACCCACCCUCCAGUCCCCCCUAGCUCCGCUCACAGGGCUCUCAUUUCGUCCAUCCCCUUGUCGCAGAUCCUGGCAGCUUCUUUGUGAGGCCAGGCCUUCUGACUGUCAGCACCACCGGCACAGGGCAGAGAUGCGGGUGGCCCAAAGACCACCAUCAAGGGGUCCGGGGGCUGAGGUCCCAGAUCAGUGAGGGGAGAAGGUUGAGCUCUCCGGCUUCCAGGGAGACCUCCCCGCCCAGCAGCCCCCAGAGACACAACAACCUACCUUCCAGCCUUAACUCGAUGGUCCGUCCCUGCCAGGUGCCCCUCACUCUUCCUGACCCCAAAGCCAGAUCACCCCCUGGGUUAAAACUUUUUUUUUUUUUUUUUGGACAGAGUGUGGAAAGGGAAUCCCCCAAAGGAUAGUUUCUUUUCCAUGAUGCCAGGUUCCAGUCUUCUAUUACCUCCUGCAUACUGCAAUCUGGUCUGUCAGACUGGGGAAUGUUAGGUUCUGGGGUCUGGUCGUGGGCAGGAUGGUGCCCAGAAGGGGGUCAGGUUGUCCCAGUGAAGAUUCUGUUGCCCCGUCUCAACCCCAUCUGACUACCCCAGACUCUGCCUGCCUCAGAUCUCAGACUAUCCUGAUUAAUCUGGGGAAGAACAGAGCCAGGGAAAGAAUGGUGGGGACCCCUGUGCUUGGGGGAGACACACCUGCAUCUUCCCCCCGCCGGCCCCAGAUGGAGGCCCUCAGGAUCUGACACCCUCUUGUCCCAACACCAGUCAGCCCUAUGCCCUAACUCACUCCGCCCCAUUUUCUCCGGCUGCCUGGCCGGGUUUCUACCUCUCGUCACCGGAGCUGAUCACUGUCAGUUUUGUACCGAUUUAGAAAUAACAAUAAUAGUGAAGAUUCUAGGAAUGGCAUAAGGGAUUGAUGCGGGAAUUGGAGGGAGGGAGAAGUGGUGCCCUGUCCCCUGCCCCCUGACCAAAGAAAGCUGUCCUUGAGGCUGAGCCCUCAGCCCUGGCCUGGUGGGAGGACAGCAGGGUCCCUUGUUAUAAGACGGGCAGAGAGGACAACUCCACUUUGGCCAACUUAGCCAAGGCUGCAGCAUAUAGACUAGGAAAUCAGGUAGCCCAGAGUGGUGAUGGAGCGGAGUCUGGGGGAAGGGUCGUGGGUGGGGAAUUUAUCACCAACAUCCAUUGUAGGGGGAAUCUAUGAUUCUGCUUCCCCGGCUGAUUCCCACUCUGUCCACCAAGUGGGGGUAGCACAGCCCCACAGCAACCGCCUUGACCUUGGGCAGUCUAGUGUUCCUGCGUUCUAGUCCCUGCUGUGCUGCAGGACUUCGGGCAAGUGACCUGCCCUCUGUGAGCCUCCCUCUGACACAGAGGAGGUGGCUCCCCUUCCCCACACCUUAGAGUGGCUGGGAGGGUAACAAAGAGGGCCUGCCCCUUAGUCUCCUGCACCCCUGUCUCCUGGUUCACCAGAGGGAGGGGAUGAGGGAUGGCAGCAUCUCACAUGCCCCAUCACCCCCAACUCUGAGGCACCUGAGGUGGGGGGAGGGGGCCCAGGCCUCUGGCUGCUCCCCUGUGGGAGCCAUUGGAAUGUAUCCUCUGACAGGCCCCCUCCCGCCUCCACUUCAACCCAGGUCUUGGAUUUCAGGUCCCUCCACCCCCAUUCUGAGUCUCUGUCCUUCCCUUCCCACCCCCUCCCAGGGUUUCCCACCACAGGGUCUGGAAGUGUGUGUGACGCCCAUUGAGCUGUUAUCCGAAGUCAGAUUAAAAAUCAGGGAGUGUUUUCCCCUGUUUCUGUA